AUGAGUGCCGCAAUCGCCAUGGCACCUUCUCCAGCCCCCCACGAAAGAACCGCCUUCUCUUCUGCUGAUGUAGUUUCCGCUGAAGCAGCAGCCACCACGAAAUCCACUGGUUCAAGCCCCCCAUCCACACAAAGAACACUUGCUGCUUCCGGGUCGAAUAGCCGGGGCGUGACCCUCUCUGUUCAGAGGCAAGGAGACAGCAACAGCCCCCAAGUUGCUGGCGCUUCCUCGGGUACCAAGUCGUCCCCUGCUGGGCCCGCACGAAAUGAGACGGGGCGAGUCAAGGUCAUGGUAAAGAAAGAACCCGGAUCACCUACACUUUCAAACAUGAAGCCUCGACCUCGGAGGUUGGACCUUUCCAAAAACACACUUGCGUCCGCAAACAACCUAGCUUCCGCAGUUCCCAUGUCGGCUCGCGAGAGUUUGGGUAUACAGGAAGUCGGUAUUGCCUGUCUGUCACCCGGGUUUGUCACUCAAGAUCCUGUCAUGAAAGAGCAGUUGCAACGAAGCAUGUCCGUUCGGGAACAGCAGCGCAGCAUCAUCGAGUCCAGACUACAACAGCAAUCUGCCAAGGGCGAUGGGCCAAGCGACAAGGACAAGGAUUCAGCUUCUGGCUUUGCAGCCAAAACGCCCGGCAUGUCUCGCAGAGGCAAAGCCCCACCAGGCCUCUCGAUCGUGGCACCAUCUCACGAACAAUUCGCGAACGAGCGUGUCAUUCAAUCUGCACCAUUAGGACGUAGCUUCACUGGGCACCACAACUCGAUUCCUGUGUCACGCCAUGUCUCUAAUCACCAUCCCUCAUCACACUUGUCGAGCAGCUCCCAUAUCCACCAUGUGCCCGCCCACCAGACCAACAAUCGCCUACCGCCUAUUAGCGACGUGUUUGGGCACAGCGCCACUGCCCACCCCGACAAUGCACCCCCUGCCUUUAAGAGAGGCGCGCCGCUUGCCUCGCCGAGCCACCAGCCGAUGCAUCAGCAGGCACUAGGAUCAGGGCGACCAAGAGAGUAUAAAUCAGCCGAGGAAGCGCAGCAGGAACUUGCUGGUGGAAGAGCCGAGCUGCUUCCCAAGAUCAUCCACUACGGGGGCCACCAACCACCGACGCCCCCGUCCCCCGCGCCAGGAAGUCGACAAGUCGACAGUGUCCGGAACAGUACGAAACGUCGUACCCGAGCCGAGUAUGAAAAUGGCGGUAGCCCUCCCUUGGGUUACGGGCCAUCUGCGCCUCGUCGCGGGCCAUUCGGUGAAGGCAGAGAAAGCCCCGAGACGCAGCGCGCCAAGAAGGAUGAGUUUCUUCGUCUGUGCUCGAGGGCGUGGGACUUGUUUCAUUCAUGA
Molecule: messenger RNA, 1335 nt
Organism: Ustilaginoidea virens
Lineage: Eukaryota; Fungi; Ascomycota; Sordariomycetes; Hypocreales; Clavicipitaceae
Exons: 2
Coding region: 1-1335 (444 amino acids)
Source: RefSeq, a predicted model, not a curated record